CCCUGGACCAGAGGUAGUUGGAAAACGUAGAAAAUUCACUCAAACUCUGUUUCAUUUUUCCAAUCAUGCUCACUCUAAAUGUAAGAUUAAUAAAGUUUGACAGCAAAUUAGAUAUUUUUGGUUGAUUAUUCUCACACAGAAAGUAGAGAAUUCAGUGCAUAUGAAUUUGCCGGUCAGGAACCUUGUGAAUUGGAGAACUUGUAUCCAGACACAUUAGUAGCGGUACUCAGCUAACGGAAAGUAAACAGAGCUGGCAACAUGGCUGAGACUCACAGCUUGCAGGAUAUGAGGCAGCAGGCGGCUAUUGCUGCCAAAGUGUUCAUCCAGAGAGACUACACCAGCGGCACUGUCUGCCAUUUCCAGACCAAGUUCCCUUCUGAACUGGAGAACAGGAUUGAUAAGCAGCAGUUUGAGGAGACUGUGAGGACGUUGAACAACCUGUAUGCUGAGGCAGAGAAGCUGGGAGGCUCGUCGUAUCUAGAGGGCUGUCUGGCCUGCCUCACAGCUUACACCAUCUUCCUCUGUAUGGAGACACACUAUGAGAAGGUUUUGAAGAAGAUUGCCAAGUUCAUCCAGGAGCAGAAUGAUAAGAUCUAUGCCCCACGAGGUCUUCUCCUCACCGACCCUAUUGAGAGAGGCCUCAGAGUUGUUGAAGUAACCAUCUUUGAAGACAGGAGCCUGGGCAGAUAAAAUCUACAGUACUAUGAUCCCAGGCUGUCUGGACUGGAGCUCUCAGGGGGCCGGGGCUGGUUUCAUCUGGUUCUGUCUCAGCAUCACCUGGUCCUGGGAGGGUGGGUCCACCUCCAGACUGAGGACCACUUCAACCUUCAGCCGGCUGAACAUCAUACCAGCCCUCCUGGCUGCCAUUCUGACUACUGCGUCUCUACAAUCUCCCCUGUACUCUUCUAUACACUCUUCUAUACUAACUCAGCUACAGUAAAUGAUGCUGGGGACAUAUUACAGAACAAAAUCUUAAAUGCCGUCCUAAAGUGAAAUAAGAUAAGAUGGAAUAUGACAGUUAGGAUGUUUUCUGUAAUACAUCCUCUGACUCUUAAUCCUCUAAAAGGUAUUUCCUCUCUCUAUUUAUAACUACUACUUAGUGUACCUUAAGUCUAUUUACUUUUGCCUGUACAGAGAUUUAUUUGCUUUACAAAACCAAAUGGCCCAAAUUAUGCAUGCAUUCUACUUGCAUGUUGCGUCAAUGCUUAGAUGGUUAUUUUGUCAAAUGUACCUGUGCCAUGCAUAGUGUUUGUUUUGUGACUGCUGUUCAUUUUGCCAUGCAUUGAUUGACAUGUGUGUAGGUAGGCUAUGUAAGCACAUUUGAUUGCCUUCAAGUGAAGCGUAAGGCUGAGAAGUGCUCUUGGUUGUCUCCAAUGCCUGCAGUUGUUGUGCAGAUUGCCUCAGUCAGCUCAGUGGGUUCCCGGCAGGUGUAUCUUAGCAUCGCUGAUGGCACCUUAAUUGGGGAGGAUGGGCUCAUAGUAAUGGCUAGAAUAGAAUGAAUGGAAUGGUAUCAAAUAUGGUU
Molecule: messenger RNA, 1522 nt
Organism: Coregonus clupeaformis (lake whitefish)
Lineage: Eukaryota; Metazoa; Chordata; Actinopteri; Salmoniformes; Salmonidae
Product: golgin subfamily A member 7
Exons: 6
Coding region: 259-690 (143 amino acids)
Biological process (GO): protein targeting to membrane; Golgi to plasma membrane protein transport; peptidyl-L-cysteine S-palmitoylation
Cellular component (GO): Golgi stack; palmitoyltransferase complex
Source: RefSeq, a predicted model, not a curated record